This is a messenger RNA of Medicago truncatula (barrel medic), 1080 nucleotides long. Its product is annotated as 50S ribosomal protein HLP, mitochondrial. The record is from RefSeq and is a predicted model, not a curated record. Gene Ontology annotation, molecular function: structural constituent of ribosome; large ribosomal subunit rRNA binding. Gene Ontology annotation, cellular component: mitochondrial large ribosomal subunit; ribosome. Gene Ontology annotation, biological process: translation. Bases 246 to 746 code for a protein of 166 amino acids. The transcript is spliced from 4 exons. NCBI's taxonomy places the organism in Eukaryota, Viridiplantae, Streptophyta, Magnoliopsida, Fabales, Fabaceae.
UCAAAACAUAGCCUUAGAUGUCUGGCAUAUUACUGAAACACCCCAAAGGUUUAUGUUUCAGUUUCACACUCACCACUGCUGACACACACCAAAACCACCAUUGUUCAAAUUGAGCACCACGACACCACCAGCCACCGCCGGCUACCAGCAACCAACCCACCACUGACGAGGACGCACCACUACACCAGUCAUCAUCACCAACAUCUCUAUUUUUUAGGGAAUAUAGAAGAUUGCAACUUUUGAAGAUGGCUGCAACCUUUGCUUCCAGAUGUUCUCGUGUGGGCCGUUCUCUGUUCGGUGGAUUAAGCAACAGUUCCCCUGGUCUAUUUACCACGUCACAUGAGAUGACAUGCAACAGUUAUUUUUCUCAGCAACAACGAACCUUCAUACAGAUGAGGACUGUUCUGAAGGUUGUAGACAAUUCUGGGGCUAAAAAGGUGAUGUGCAUACGCGCGUUGGCAGGGAAGAAAGGAGCAAGAUUAGGUGAUAUGAUACAAGCAUCAGUGAAGGAAGCACAUCCUAAUGGAAAAGUGAAGAAGGGAGCAGUUGUAUUUGCCGUAGUUGUUCGUGCAGCAAUGCCAAAGGGGAGGUGUGAUGGCAGUGAGGUCAAGUUUGACGACAAUGCUGUCGUGCUUGUUGACAAACAAGGGCAGCCUAUUGGGACCAGAGUUUUCGGACCAGUUCCUCAUGAGUUGAGGCAGAAGAAGCAUGUCAAGAUCCUUACCUUAGCUGGGCAUAUUGCAUAGAUGGAAAGAGUCAUCCUCAAAUUUUAUUGUGGAAUCUAAUGUCACGUCCUAUCAUUCAUAUAAUCUGAAUCUUUUGGUAUGAAUUGUAAGGUUAGUAUAUGAUCUAUCAAAUCCUGAUGAAACACAGAAAAGGUCCAGAAGAGUUGGUACUCAAAUAAUGAGCAGUUGAUUUAGUUUCUAGCCCAACAUUUUUUUAGAGGCAAGACAUUCAUGUGUGGUUUCAUACAUAACAGUAUUUCUGAAUGAUUUUUUGUUUUGGUUUCCUUUGUUUUAUUCCACAAUGUGAUACUUGUAUUUGAUUGUACUGAAAUGAAUUUUUACUAAAUUGGAUAAA